Messenger RNA from Penaeus monodon (black tiger shrimp), 933 nucleotides. Its product is annotated as transcription initiation factor TFIID subunit 9-like. The coding region runs from base 213 to 842 and encodes 209 amino acids. The transcript has 3 exons. Lineage: Eukaryota; Metazoa; Arthropoda; Malacostraca; Decapoda; Penaeidae. The record is from RefSeq and is a predicted model, not a curated record.
AGCGUUAUUUACUGUUUUGCUGGUGUUUUUUGGUAGUUUUCUGUUGCUGCCCAUCCCAUCCCUACUUUAACCCUACCCCCUCAAGGCCGGAAUCUUGCACCUUUCUGGCGGGUAUAAAAGGUGGGCACGAAGAUGCACCGUCGCCAUUCACCUCCGAUCGUCUCCGGAGCAAGUGUCUCUCGUUGCGGUCCUCUCUUCCUUGAAACCUCACCAUGAAGCUGCUGAUGCUGCUGGCGCUGGCGGGGCUGGCGAGCUGCAGCACAACCCUGGUCGGAGGCGACCGCGCCAGGGACGUCUCUCUUCGCUACAAGUACUAUGACGACGACGGCAGGGAGAUCAAGGUGGAGGUGGAGGCCGAGAGGCUGGGACUCGGCCUCGUCGGCGGGGCGCCCCGGAAGGCCGCGGUCGCCGCCCCUGCUCCUGCCCCUGCUGUCCGCCUUGCCCCCAUGACCGCCGUCCCUUAUUUCGGCCUCCGACCCCGGGCGCCGACAAACGUCCCCGUGGAGGUCACCCAGGUACAGACCCGCCUCGUCCCGGCCACUCGCAAGGUCCUCCCCAUCCUGCAGCCGCAGGUGCAAACGCGCUUGGUCGAGGUCGCUCCGGUUCCCCAAGUCACCCGCUACGUCCAGGUGGAGGCUCCCAGGGCCCGCUACGUCAGACUGGACGAUGACGAUGACGAUGACGACGACGAUGACGACCUUCCGGUCGUGUUCCGCGCAUCGCGCCCCGUCGCCGCCUCUGCCCCCGCCCCCAUGCAGCGCCUGACGCCCCUGGCCGCCAUCGACAGGGUCCCCGCGGCCCCCGCCCGCAGGGUCUCGGACAGCAGCGAUGAGGAGGAGUAGGCAGGUGCUCUGAAUUGCACUGGCUCCUCUCUUUAUCCUUACAAUGUCUUUCUAAAUAUAUACAUCGGUAUUAAUAAAUAUACCAACGAUA